AAAACUCACUCAAAAGCGAUCCAAAUUCCGAGAAAGAUAACAGUUUUUUCUUUUCCUCUGCUAAUUUUCUCGGGAAAAAUGUUCAUUGAGAGCUUCAAAGUUGAGAGCCCGAACGUGAAGUACACAGAGAAUGAGAUUCACUCUGUGUACGAUUACGAGACGACGGAGGUUGUUCAUGAGAAGACCAUCAAUGGCAGUUACCAAUGGAUUGUGAAGCCAAAGACUGUCAAAUACGAUUUCAAAACCGAUAUUCGUGUCCCCAAAUUAGGGGUUAUGCUUGUGGGUUGGGGAGGAAACAAUGGAUCAACUCUCACUGCUGGUGUCAUUGCGAACAAAGAAGGAAUCUCGUGGGCAACGAAGGACAAAGUGCAACAAGCGAAUUACUUUGGUUCACUAACUCAAGCAUCAUCGAUUCGUGUCGGAUCUUUUAACGGUGAAGAGAUCUAUGCUCCUUUCAAGAGUCUCCUUCCAAUGGUGAAUCCGGAUGAUGUUGUGUUUGGAGGAUGGGAUAUAAGUGACAUGAACUUAGCAGAUGCCAUGGCUAGAGCCAGGGUUCUUGAUAUCGACUUGCAGAAACAGCUCAGGCCUUACAUGGAGAACAUUGUGCCACUCCCUGGGAUCUAUGAUCCUGAUUUCAUCGCUGCUAAUCAAGGGUCACGUGCUAACCACGUGAUCAAAGGUACCAAGAAGGAACAAGUGGACCACAUCAUCAAGGACAUGAGGGAGUUUAAGGAGAAGAAUCAGGUGGAUAAGGUUGUGGUUCUCUGGACGGCUAACACUGAGCGUUAUAGCAAUGUGGUCGUUGGGAUGAACGAUACAAUGGAGAAUCUCAUGGAGUCUGUCGACAGAGAUGAGGCUGAGAUCUCUCCUUCAACGCUUUAUGCGAUUGCUUGUGUUCUUGAGGGGAUCCCGUUCAUCAAUGGAAGCCCUCAGAACACCUUUGUUCCAGGUCUAAUUGAUAUGGCGAUCAAGAACAAUGUUUUGAUCGGUGGAGAUGACUUCAAGAGUGGUCAAACCAAGAUGAAAUCUGUCUUGGUUGAUUUCCUUGUUGGUGCAGGAAUCAAGCCUACUUCAAUUGUGAGCUACAAUCACUUGGGGAACAACGAUGGGAUGAACCUCUCAGCUCCACAGACAUUCAGAUCUAAGGAGAUCUCGAAAAGCAAUGUUGUGGAUGAUAUGGUUGCUAGCAAUGGUAUCCUCUUUGAGCCUGGGGAACACCCGGACCAUGUUGUUGUCAUCAAGUAUGUACCCUAUGUUGCGGAUAGUAAGCGAGCGAUGGACGAGUACACAUCAGAGAUCUUCAUGGGAGGGAAGAACACAAUUGUGAUCCACAAUACCUGCGAGGACUCUCUCUUAGCUGCUCCAAUCAUCUUGGAUCUUGUUCUCCUCGCGGAGCUCAGCACCAGGAUCCAGUUCAAAUCCGAGGGAGAGGGCAAGUUUCACUCUUUCCAUCCUGUGGCCACCAUACUCAGCUACCUCACCAAGGCACCGCUUGUGCCGCCGGGAACCCCGGUGGUUAACGCGCUGUCGAAGCAGAGGGCUAUGCUGGAGAACAUUAUGAGGGCAUGCGUUGGGCUGGCUCCGGAGAACAACAUGAUCAUGGAAUUCAAGUGAACAGGAAGAAGCAUCUAAGACCUUUAAUUAGCUCAUAAUUUAAAGAGUCUUUAAUUUGUGUCGUUGUUUGUUUUUUAUCUUAUGUUUUAAAUUAUGAAAGCUUGUGUUUCUGCGAGAUCAAAGAGCUUUUAGUUCGGUCUCUGUAGGGUGUGAAGUAACUUGU
Messenger RNA from Arabidopsis arenosa, 1777 nucleotides. NCBI's taxonomy places the organism in Eukaryota, Viridiplantae, Streptophyta, Magnoliopsida, Brassicales, Brassicaceae. The record is from the annotation of a GenBank genome assembly.